Molecule: messenger RNA, 8011 nt
Organism: Photinus pyralis (common eastern firefly)
Lineage: Eukaryota; Metazoa; Arthropoda; Insecta; Coleoptera; Lampyridae
Product: remodeling and spacing factor 1
Biological process (GO): regulation of DNA-templated transcription
Cellular component (GO): RSF complex
Source: RefSeq, a predicted model, not a curated record
UAGUGUUGUGAUUGUAAAGCAGCGCUUGCUUGAUUUGUUGUACUGUUGUCAAAUAGUGGUUUCAUUUAGAAUUAUGCGUGUAAAGACGAUUCUAUCGUUAGUGAACUUAAUUAAUCAAAAUAAUGGGACAAUACAGUGAAUUUAACAAUGAUUUAAAUAACCCGAGGCCAAUUUCCCUUCGGUUUUGAUUAGAGAAUUUGCUGUCAAAUUUUGCGAGAGCAAAUGGCGUCAGACAGCGAAGCUUGCUGCGAGAGCGAUCCCAAUUUCGCCGUUAUUUGUGGAUUUUUAGAGAAAUUUGGAAUGUCUUGCGGCCUAACAAGUAUCGACUUUGUAGAUCUCCAGUACAUGUUGGAAAAUAACCAAGAAGUGCCGCAACAAUUAGUCGAUUUGCACGUUAAAUUAUUAAGGAAGGCACGCAAAUCUGUUUCGUCGGAACGUUGGGAGAGGGCGGUUAUUAAAUUUUGUCACAGUUUCUGUAGUCAGGAUGCGUGGGAAAUCGAAAGGUUUGGCUAUAAAAAAGCCAGAUUGUCGUCAAAGUUGAGGAUACUUAAGGAACUUCUGGAAAGUCAGUUCGAUUAUAAUGUUAAAUUUAAAAAUGAGGUCAAUAAGUUGUCGGCAGAGGAAUUAAGGACACAACCGUUGGGCAGAGACCAACUUGGCCAUACCUAUUGGUUUCAAAGUGAUAGCAGUUGUCAGAUUCGUGUGUAUAAGGAGGACCCCGAUGAAGAGACUUGGGCGCUAGUUGCCAAAAAUAGAGAUGGACUGGUCGAUCUAAUUUCACAAUUGAACGAUGACAAUCCUGCUGUUGUGAAUGAAGAUAGCAACAGCUUAGAAAGCGAAAAACCGGUCAUCGAUACCGGUCAGACGGAUUCAAAUUCCAAUUCUUCAAAAGUCGAAGAGCCAACCAAAGAUUUAGGCGACGCGCCUGUUAAUCCAAACGUUGAAGAGCCCCCCGAAACUGAAAUUGAUAAUGUAACCCCUUCCGCAGACAUCAAUGUCGCAGUUGCCUUGGUGGAUUCCUCUCAGAACGAAUCGAAUGGCAACGUUGCAAAAGUUAAUGAGGAAGUGGGCGAUUUUGAAAAUAGCGUAGUCAAUUUAAAGUUAAAGGUUAAAAAGAGCAUGAUAGAAGAACUAAAUAAGGCAGAUACGGAAAAGCUUAGCAACGAGGACGAUCAAAAGCUCGCCCUUAACCUACGAAUUAAGGCAGACUUACCAACCGUAACGACGGAAGUUAAAAAAGUCGAAGUAACCGGCGUCAAGGAGAGAUACAUACGUAGCGAUUCGACGUCUAGUGCACCUCACCGAAAAGCCGUCGACAGCGCGGGGUUUGACCUUCACACGAAUUACUUGAAACGCCCCAUUCACGACGAGGAAGACUUGGAGGAACCCAGUUAUGUGAAGAGACCGAGACUCGACCGGCCGACACUUUUGGGGAAUAAGAAGAAGAAGUCUUAUAGCGAUGAGGAAUACGAUGAGGUUUCGGAGGAAAUCGCCGAGCCGCUUAUGCUUGUUAAAGGUGACGGAAAUGGACACGAUAACAAAACUGAAAAUGGCCCUAUUGUCGGUGACGUUAUUGAGGAACCCAUCAUGCGUAUAGCCGGUGAGGGUUCGGGGUUUGAUUGUGAAACGGGUAAUGAUCACGCGCAAGCUUCUGUUAGUGCGUCAUCAAAGGAAGAUAAAACUGAAAAUGUUGAUAUUAUGAAUAACGGUAACAGUGGUAACAGUGACAUUACAUUGAAGGCAAGUACAGUUGUUGAUAAUUCUGUUACAAAUGCCGUACAGAAUGUGCAAUCGGAUAAAGGGAAGGAGGAUCAAGUUAAUGCGGAACAUGUGAAAGAGGUUCUGGAAGAGGAGCCCACAACUUCCAAUAAAUCGAUUUUUUUCUUUGGGCCCGGGUCUCUCCAAAUGAAGCCUACUCUCAGUCCGAUUAAAAAAGACGAGUCUUUGUUGGCUGAUGACUCGAUCAAUGGUGUUGAAGCGGUAAUGAAGGAUAAACCCAGGAGUAUUGUGGGGAGUCGUCGAAAAUCUGAAAAACCGGUUAGGAAAAUUUGUGCUAGCGAUUUAGAUAGCAAAGAAACGUCGCCCCAAGAGUCUGGUGAUGCCUUAGAGAAAGGAUCGGAUAAUACAAUAAUUAACAGUAAUCAUGUUCCUAUAAGUAUUACUAAGGGGGAGGAAUCGAGUGAUAAUUCUAAAUGUGUUGAUAAUAAUGUCGUUGAGGUGCCUAUCAAUAAGACAGAUGUAAAAAGUGACAGAUCGGGUCUUCCAAACGCAAAAAGUAUAUCCGCGGAUAAACCAAAGAGUAAACUAGAAAAUGUACUCGAGAAAAUUAAUCAGGGGAAGAUUACAAAGAAGACUGAUAGUUUAGAUUUAAGUAAUAAAUUAAUGACCAAUAAUGAUAGUAAAUCUGUAGAUAAAGUAACGUAUUCGAUUCAAUCGUCUAUUGAAACAAUUGAUUCGACAGCUCUAGUUGCUAGUAAACUUUCAUCCAAAGAACCUAAUUCGAUUAUCACAAAUAACAUAUCCGGGGAAACUCUUUCUUUAAAUUCGACACUCGCAAGUAUCGAUAACACGGCACAAUACAACAAAUCUGACAAUGAAGAAAGUUUGUCAAAUCAUGACGUGAACUUAAAAGACGAUAUUCCAAAUUUGGAGGAUAAUUCGAUUAUGGACAAACCCCACUCUAACAGCAUUGACUUAUCACCUCCACCAUUGGUGUGCGAGGUUUUGCAGAUAGAGAGGGAGAAUGAGACAGAGACUGGUAACGAGAUUACCAAGACUAAAAUUGGCAACAGUGCGGAUGCGGCUUUAGAUAAAAUAAAAAAUGAUGCAGAAAAAAGUAGCACAAUUGUCGAAGAAGCUAGCAAUGGUACAGUCACCAAAAGAAUUACUAGAAGAACGCGCAGUUGUGCGGAUAAGGUUGCAGAAUCUUCCGAUGACAUUGAGGGAACCAUAUCUUCAGAAGAAAACAAAAGCUCUAAACUAAGGCGAAUUAAGAAGAAAGACAAUCGAGCAUCGACCGAAAUUGACAGAGACUUGGAAGUAUUGGCCACUAAUAGAGAAUUGCGUGAACGAAAAGUUAUAGAAAACAAACAGAAAUCCAAACCGAAAUUAACACAAAUAAAAAAAGACGAACAAAAACGAAAUACUAAAAAUAAUAAAACGAAAAAAAACUCGAAGGAUGACGAAGUGAAAGUCGUCAACUUGGAAGAUGUAGAAGAACAGAUUGUGUCCUAUGAGAUUGCACCAACAAAAAAAUUAAAAGCUGGCAGCGCAGAUGUUUCUGAUCAGGAAAGCAAGACAACUGACGAGAAAAGUCACCAGAAGGAAUCUGAGGAUUCAGUUGAACCUGUUUGUUCACAAAAGCGAGUAGCGUUGUUGACGGACGAAGAAAAAACCGAGGAGACUGAACAAACUCCUAAUGCCUGUGUAGAAGUAAAUGAUGGCGAUAGCAGUGAUAUUGCGAUAGUUCCCGAAAGCGAUCCAUUAGCGUGUUCGGAGGAAGAUUCGAAACAUUCCGAACCAGUGAUGACAUUGGCAACUUUUCAACUGGACGUUGAAGAUACAAAUUCCGCAAUGAGAGUGACACGCAAAAGAGCUGCUCAACAGAGCGUAGAUACACUAAGAGAUUCGACUCAGAAAAAAAUGGAGCGUAUUAAAAAACAUCGCGGAAAAAAGGCCAAGUUAAAGAAAAAGCGUUCCCCCGAUCGCAAGUUACGUCGUAGUAUCGAGGAUAAAAAAUCGAAAGAUAUCAGUAGCAGCGAAGACGAUCCUCCCGAUUCCUCCUCGCUUAGAGAAGACGACGAGGUCACUGGCAAACCGAUUAAGGAGAGACGCGAAUCGAAUCGAUCGUCUAGUCCGAUGCAAAGUAGCGGAGAUUCCAAUUCCGCACGGCAAGAACAAAAGGAGAAAAAACCUCGACAAAUUAGAAAAACUUUGCUCGGCUUGGAAAUCUCAGAGGAGACCGAAAACAUUCUGAGAGAGGACGCUCCGAUGGGCGUGAGGCAGUCGCGGCGCAUCGCUCAGCUGAAAAUCAAGGAGGAAGCGGAACGAAGAAAAUUGGAAGAGCUAACGCUGCAAGAGUUGAAAGAAGAAAAGAUGAAAAAAGGGAAAAAGGAUAUCGAUAAGGACUACAAAUCCGAGAAGAAAAGGAGAAGUAAACCGGCGCAAUCGGAUGACGAAACGACGACCGGCGACGGUGAAUCGGACGAGAAGAAGAAACGGAAGAAGAAAAGAAAACAUCGAGACCCGCGAAAACACUUUGAUGUGCAUAACCCUUGGAAGUCGAGUAGUGGGUCCAGUUCGUCGGUAGAGGAAGAGGAGGAGGAAGAAAUCGAAGAAGAUGAAUAUCAUCCUCUGGUGAUCAAGUCGGAUCACGAAUUUUCACCCGAAAGUGAUUUAGAGGGAGUAGAAGUACAGCCAAUGAAAAGAGCGCGAACUGCUAGAAAAGAAUCUGAUACCGAAGAGGAAGUAGACGAUUGUCCAUGUCAAAAAUGUGGUCAAUCGGAUCAUCCAGAGUGGAUUUUAUUAUGUGAUAGCUGUGAUUCGGGUUGGCAUUGUUCAUGUUUACGUCCCGCUUUGUUAGUCAUUCCUGAAGGAGACUGGUUUUGUCCUCCUUGUCAGCACGCAACAUUAGUGAAGAAACUAGAAGUCCAAUUGCUAGAUUAUGAUAAACGUGUAAAGAAGAAGGAUAUGGAAACACGUCGAAAAGAAAGAUUGGCAUAUGUCGGUAUAAGCUUAGACAAUGUUUUACCAUCGAAAGAGUACGAUGAACAUCGUAUUAAAGUAAAGCAUGUUAAGGAAGAACGGAGCGAUGGCGAUGAUGAUAAAGACGCUAGCGAGGGGUCAGAAUCGGAUGAUUCCGAUUCCGAAUCGGAGUCCGUUUCUAGUUCUGAGAGCGACAGUGAACCAAUUUAUCAGUUACGAAAACGUAGACAGGCUCACAGUUAUCGCUUCAACGAUUAUGACGACUUAAUAAACUCGGCCAUACAGGAUGAACUAGAUGCCGUUAAAGGGGCGGGAAACCAAGGUCGUGGCAAAGAUAUAUCGACCAUUGUUAACGCAGAGAAAGCGGAAACCCUUUUAAAUGACGCGCAGGUCGGGGUCGAUCCGGUCAAUCGCGACGAUCAACCUACCGAUCUGACAAUGAAAAGCAGCUUAUCCGAUAAUUUGAAUCCGAUUAUUGAACCCCUUCCUCCUGUUGUUCCUCCCGAUUAUGAUAAAAAGCCGGACAUCGAGGAAUCGGACGACGAGAUCGUUCGUCCGGUGCGUAAAAUUAUUAGUAAAAAGAAGCAUAGGAAGUUGAAUAGUUUGGACGUUAGUAGCGGUGACGAUGCAGAGUCCGACGAGGAUUUUAAGGGGUCCAGUGCCGAUUCCGAGGAAGAGGAGGACGAUUAUGUUGGUAGCGAAAGUAGUGACGAUUUAGAAGUGAGAAAACCAAGGUCACACAAAGGUGGUCCAAUUCGUAGAUCGACACGCGCUCGUAUAUCCCGAUAUGAUCGCGAUUUUAUCAAUGAUGACAGCGAUUCGGAUGGAUCGGGGCCUAGACGAAAAAAGAAUCGAUUUGUUUGGGAUGAAUCGGAAUCUGAAGAAAGUGACCGGUCGUGGGGUAGAAGGAGACGCAAAGCGGCUACUGCUCGAUCGAGACGAAAACCUUCGGACAAAGCAAAACGGCCGAAAAAGAAAAAGAAGAAGAUCGGAGAAGACUCUGAUCCCGAAGCUUUCAAAAGUCGACCGAAUAUUAAAUUAGGAGGUGACGAUGAGGAAGUCGGACGUCGGACGAGAGGGAAAAAAAUCAAUUAUCUGGAAGCAUUAGGUUCAGACAGUGACGAUGAUGGCAGAAGGAAACCGCCUAGAAUUGAAGAGAGCGACGACGAAUAUGCCGUGCACGAAGACGAAGAACUUCAGCAGAGAUUGCAAAAUGAAAACGAUAGUGACGAAUCCGGAGUUGAAAAUGUUUUACGUGAUCUUCCAUUACCCUUAAACCCCAGGCCGAAACCAAAGGGUCGUGGAAAGGCGGGUCUGAAGAUUCCUAGAAAACCGAAGGAUCCCACCUUGGAACUUUUCCCACCAAUAAUGACAGAUUUACCUCCUACAAGUACCAUAGCUCGCACAGAAAUACCCAUACUGCAACAAACUUUAGAAUCUCAAUCGCUGAUACCUUCACAAAUCAUUCCUCCGCCAUUAAUAAUGGAUCCUAUGUUGCUACACGAGCACGAGUCUCAAGAUUUGGACGACGAACCGAAUCCCAUCGAGCAAAUUAACAAAAACGUCGAACAAAUGAACGAGCAGGAAAUGGAAAAAAUGAUGGAAGAAGAAGAGUACGCCAAUAGGCAACUUCAACUCGUCGCUUUGCAAAUAGAAAAGGAGAAGAAACGAAAAGAACGAGAAGUACAGAGGUUAGAAAAGCUAAUGCAAUUAGAGCAAAAAGUACCAAAGAAGCGUGGCCGAAAACCAAAAAACCCAACGCUCAAUGCGUCCGCAAAUCUAAUAAAGUCAUUCCCAGAUUCCGCACUGUUACUGUCUAGUAACGCCGAACUUUCGGAACCGCCCGGCAUUUCUCUUCCGAUGUUCAGCGAAUUAGCGCCGACCUCGAUGAACGCGGAUGGCAGUCCGAAAAAGCGGAGGGGUAGAGGUAAGGGAAAGAAGACGUUGGCUGCCGAAGCAGCAGCCGCGGCAGCCUCUAAUAAAAAUAUUGAUAUGGAAAUUGGACUGGAAGGUCCAACUUCGUCAAGUAGUAACACUGUUUCACCUGCUCCAGAUUCACCGUUGCACGGGAGCAAAUUGGGCAUUGCCGCGCCGCCGCAACCAUUUUCUCAAAGUCAACCCACUCCAUCUGUAAUUACCAGAAUGUUGCAGUCGCAGCCGGGUCAAAACAGUUUCCCACCUUCCAGCGUUUCUAAAUACUUCGGCGGACAUGGUAAUGAUCCACAGCUUGGCGCUUACCAUCCAGGUAAUGCGGGUCCACGCGGACCUUACCAACAACCUCCGAUACCACACUUUCCCGUGAUAAGAAGCGGUCCGCCACCGCUCAGACUUCACAGUCCGGGAGCUCCAAAUUUACCUCCCAUGUAUCAUGCGCAUCGUUCUCUGGAUCCUUCACCGUCUGGUGGUGGACCAAUAAAUGUUCCUAACACUAACAGAGAUCGACAAUCACCUUUGGUAGUGCCGCCUCCAUCGCAAAGUCCUCUCGGCAAAGGUGACCCCACUCCUCCGCCGUACACCAGACCUCCACUGGCGCAUUUCUCGCCGUCAUCCUCGAAUACACAAGGAGCACGACCGCUGCCCAUCAUACCUUCGCACUUGCAGCAGCAUCGCUCGCCUAACAUUUCUCAAUUUCACCCAACAUUGCCUCCCAAUUACCAUUAUGGAUCAUAUCCGCCCCCACCUCCACUAACUCCCGAUGAAGGUCAAUCUUCUCCGAGCUAUUCGGCACAACCUUUUCCCGAACAGUAUCCCGAAGGUGGACCUCCGAUACAAACCACCGAAUCUCCAACUGCACCGGUCACGACUACGUCUAGUGUUGUAGGUAAAACAUUCGACGAAGGAGAGGAAGGUGGAGAGUUUGUCGGAUUAGUGUCAUAUUUUUCAAGCCAACGAGAAGAUGAUUUGGAUACAUAGCAAGCGUACAGAUAAUUUCUUAUACAGCAGUUUUUUACUUUGCAGCUAACUUUCCCUUGCGGUAAUGGUGCAUAUUUAACAUUGUUAAAUAUAAUUUGCUAAACAUGUAUUAGUACUAUAUUAGAAUGAUAUUAUGACAUUAUUUUACUUUUAUCAGAAUUUUGUAUUAAUUUUUUUUAUUGUGAAAUAUAUUUAUACUGUACAGAUAUUAGACAUUGCCAUUUAUUUAAUAAAAAAAUACUGUAAAUAGUUUGUAAAUACAAGGGCGCGAUAGCAUAUGAUUUUAAAAUUUAGCAAUCUCAAACUGUUCAGCUUACCUCUAUUAUUCUCUCCGGAGUGAUUGUUUAAAUUAUUUUUUCAUUAUUUCCGGCUGGAGACAAUAAUAGAAGCAUGC